GCGAGGUGUCUCCCUCGCUCUCUCCCUCGCUCUCUCCCUCUGGCAAGUGGAGUUUUUAAAAAGCUCGAGCAGAUCAUGUCAUGACGACUUCGCUGCUCCUGCACCCGCGCUGGCCGGAAAGCCUUAUGUACGUCUAUGAGGACAGUUCGGCUGAGAGCAGCGGAGGAGGAGGCGGCGCCGGCGGCGGAGGAGGCGAGGGAGGCGGAGGAGGCGGCGGCGGCGGCGGCGGAGGAGGAGGAAGCGGAGGAGGAGGCGGGGGAAGCUGCAGCGGAGCCAGCCCCGGCAAAGCCCCGAUCAUGGACGGACUGGGCGGCAGCUGCCCCUCCAGCCACUGCCGGGACCUGCUCACCCACCCGGUUCUGGGCCGGCCCCCGGCUUCCCUGGGCGCCCCACAGGGCGCCGUCUACACGGACAUCCCCGCCCCAGAGGCGGCCCGCCAAUGCCCCCCGCCACCGGCGCCCCCCACCUCGUCCAGCGCUACCCUAGGCUACGGCUACCCUUUCGGGGGCAGCUACUACGGCUGCCGCCUAUCCCACAACGUGAACUUGCAGCAGAAGCCCUGCGCCUACCACCCCGGGGACAAGUAUCCCGAGCCGUCGGGGGCCUUGCCGGGCGACGAUUUAUCCUCCAGGGCCAAGGAGUUCGCUUUUUAUCCCAGUUUUGCCAGCUCCUACCAAGCAAUGCCCGGCUACUUGGACGUGUCCGUAGUGCCGGGCAUCAGCGGGCAUCCUGAGCCCCGCCACGACGCCCUCAUCCCCGUCGAGGGUUACCAGCAUUGGGCGCUCUCCAACGGCUGGGACAGUCAGGUGUAUUGCUCCAAGGAGCAGUCGCAGUCAGCCCACCUCUGGAAGUCUCCUUUUCCAGACGUAGUCCCCUUGCAACCCGAGGUCAGCAGCUACCGAAGGGGCCGAAAGAAGCGCGUGCCCUAUACCAAGGUUCAGCUGAAGGAACUCGAGAAGGAGUAUGCGGCCAGCAAGUUCAUUACCAAAGAGAAGAGGCGGAGGAUCUCAGCCACCACCAACCUCUCAGAACGCCAAGUCACCAUCUGGUUCCAAAACCGCAGAGUCAAAGAGAAGAAGGUGGUCAGCAAAGCUAAGGCACCCCAUCUCCACUCUACCUGACCUUGGAGCUCUGAGCCCCCUGUGCCUCCCCACCUAUUUAUAUCCCGCUUUGUACCAUAAAAAGAGCCCACCGAUGGACACUUCGCCGGUGAACCGAUUAUUUAAUAUUAAUACUAAUAAGUAAUAUUAAUGUGGAGAAAGAGGGGAAGGAAGGAAGGAAGGAAGGAAGGAAGGAAGGAAGGAAGGAAGGAAGGAAGGAAGGAAGGAAGGAUGGACGGACCCUGGCAGUGGGUGCAGAGAGGGGAUGUACACAUUCUUCUUUCUCCACCUCACUACUGUUCCAGGUGAAAAGCAGAGCUUUGAAUCCAGAAAUAUUUGGGCUCGUAUAGGUUUUGGGGGCUGGAUUCCAGUCAGUGGCUGGGGAGCAGUUUAGGUACAAUCUUCAAGAAGGUUGAACCUCCAUUGUCCUCCUUUUCCUCACUGCGUCUUCCUUCCCAGCCAUUCAUAAAUAGACCCUCACUUCCAGACCCCAGCAAAAUAUAUGGAAGGUAGAGAUGAAGUUUAUAGUAUCAUUCCAGUAAAAUCCAGGUUUUUGACUCUGCCCCCAUAUUUCUGGGAGCAAUAUAAACUCCCCCUAAUGAAGGCUUGUGGGGUAGGAUGUAGAGGGCUAACUUU
Molecule: messenger RNA, 1736 nt
Organism: Sarcophilus harrisii (Tasmanian devil)
Lineage: Eukaryota; Metazoa; Chordata; Mammalia; Dasyuromorphia; Dasyuridae
Gene: HOXC13
Product: homeobox C13
Exons: 2
Coding region: 81-1121 (346 amino acids)
Biological process (GO): regulation of transcription by RNA polymerase II
Molecular function (GO): RNA polymerase II cis-regulatory region sequence-specific DNA binding; DNA-binding transcription factor activity, RNA polymerase II-specific
Source: RefSeq, a predicted model, not a curated record